Messenger RNA from Pseudomyrmex gracilis, 4549 nucleotides. Its product is annotated as receptor-type tyrosine-protein phosphatase F-like. Lineage: Eukaryota; Metazoa; Arthropoda; Insecta; Hymenoptera; Formicidae. The transcript is spliced from 25 exons. Gene Ontology annotation, biological process: protein dephosphorylation. The record is from RefSeq and is a predicted model, not a curated record. Gene Ontology annotation, molecular function: protein tyrosine phosphatase activity; protein binding. Bases 614 to 4549 code for a protein of 1311 amino acids.
ACAGACGUUAACUUAUUCUAAUUCUUAUUAUUGGCCAAAUGUAACAUGCCAAAAACUAUUUUAUAACGAACAUACUGUAGUAAGUUCUGUACCAGAAGCAACAACCAACAUAGAUCUGGAUGAUAAAGAUUGUCCGAUAGGAAAAAUAGGGCCGAAAUGUUUAUUUUCUUGCGCACACGAUUUGAAAAGUUACGAUAACUGUAAAGAAACUGCGAUCUGUUAUACAAAUGGUUGCACAUGUUCUCCAGGUUUUCAGGAUACGGAAUGUUCUUCACUGUGUAAGAACUACUUGUACGGUCAUAAUUGCAAGAAUAAGUGUGGCUCCUGCAAAAAUUUUAAUUGCGAUAAAAUUACUGGCGAAUGUAUCAACGGAUGCGUCAAAACCUCAAACAAGAUUUACAUACCACCUCUAUGUCAGAUAGGCAUAGACAAGCUUGAAGCACCUUCAAUUGUCUCUACCGCUACAAGUAUCCAAGCCAAAGUUCGUACGAUUUGGACACAGGAAUAUAAAAAUUUGUCACUACUGUAUUUGUUUACACUUGGAGGAUUAGACCCAAUUACUCAAAUAUUCAAUUACUCCAUUACGCUGCCAUGGAAUAAACUGUUUCCGAACAUGACGCACAUGACAGGGUAUUUCAAAGAUUUAAAACCUGCUUCUGUUUACUGGGUGAAAUGCAUCUUAAGUGUUGAAGGAAGUCUGAUUGAGAGUGAGUGGCAAAAUGUGGAAACUGCUUGCGACUUAGCGACAAAGUUUGUCGUAACACCUGCAGAAAACAGCAUAACGAUUAAUGUGCAAAACAACUCAGAUCCAUUCUAUCCGUGUCCACCAAAUUGGUACUCACUACAACUUCAAUAUACAAAUAGUCGUUUGAUUUUCACUGAACAAAUGACAAAAUUUUCUCGUGAAUUGUCAGGAUUAAACCCAUAUACUUGGUAUGACGUGAUAAUACAUCAUGCAAAAUAUAACAAUAACAGCUUGCUGUAUUUCGAGACAGUAUGUACAUUAGAAGGCGUUCCAACUGAAGUAUUAGAUUUUUUUUACUUGAAAAAGUCAAAUACAUCUGUCAAUCUGACGUGGAGAUCUCCAGAUCAACCAAAUGGAAAAAUUUUGCAGUAUGAAGUAACGUUGAAGAUUAAUGAGUACUGCGGUUGUACAAACGAAAACUUAACUAUGCCAGAUAAUCCAAUCUCCAUUAAAAAAUUUACUAACGAAACAAGCAUCACAAUCUUAGAUUUACAUCCAUAUACGUCUUAUAAAGCGCAAGUAAGAGCUCGCAAUUCACGACACAGCAGCAAUGACACAGAAAUAAUGUUUUCUACAGACAAAAAUGAUAUACCAACGGAAAUAUUUAGUCAGGUAGAAUUCCACAACUGGAUAUUAUCAUGGCAAUCACCUAAAGAUUGCUCGACGAUUUCGGGAUCAUUAAUAGCUAAAAUAAAGAUAAACGGAGUUACUCAUUAUGUCCAAAAUUACACUGCAAUUAAACAAACACAAUUCAAGUAUAUUAAUUUAAGAACUUUUAAUCCGCCACUAAAUGGUGCCGAACGAUAUAAGGCAACUGUUUAUGUAAUAAGAGAAUUUAAUAGUAUAGAAAAUUCUUCUGCUUUUCAAGAACUGGUUUUUAACUCUCCACCUACAGCUCCACCUGUAGUAACCAAUCUAGAAGUCGUCGAGAUUGAUAAUCGUGUAUCGUCAAACAUGACGUUAUACUUGAAAUGGCACAGUCCACUUCCACCCUUAAACGGACAAUUGCAGUAUUAUAAUGUUACCUUAUGUCACACUACCAAAAAUUGCAGUUCUAAAAUUGUUGAAUUAACACACUUUUGUGAUUUGUGGAAUGAUUAUAUCUGUGAAGAGUUUCCAAUUUCCACAAUUAAUAUCGCCAUACAAGUGAUUGCGUACAAUACAAAUGUUACUACUGCAAGUCCUCCAGCUCAUGUAUCCAGAAAAAUGCUUGAAAAUACACAACCUAGCGUACCUGAUGAAUUUACUUACAAAAUAAACGACAACAGCGUGGUGGAUUUAAACUGGCGUCAUCCAUGGAAGACAGGUCGACAUUUGCGAUGUUUUCGUAUCACGGUAGAAGAAAAGACUACAAAUCUGAAGAAAAAACGCAAUUUGCGUUCUAUUGACACAAUAAAAUCGCAGGAAAAGCCAGUGGAACAAUAUACACCUUAUUACAACGAGCGCUUACGUUUAUGCCCAUCGACAAAGUACCGCAUCUCAAUUCAGGCUGAGACAAUAACGUACGAAACCAGUAGUUCAAACGUUAUAGAACUACAAACGCCAUCAGACGCAAGUUUUGAUGGAGACCUACAAAUUUUGAAGGAAAAUUUGAAUUCAUCGAUUAUGUUACACAUACCGCCUGUUCUGAAUGACACAUGUAACAGUGUUAUGCACAUAAUUGUAAAAGGUUUCAAACGAUGCAAAGAAUAUUCGGAAGUACCUAAAAAUCUGCAAGAGCAAGCAAACGUGAAGAUGUAUGAAAUUGCUUGGCAUGCUGCUAUAAUCUCGACAGAUGAGAUUGCUCGCAAAAAUUAUACAUUUUUACUUGGCGACGACCUAUCUUAUGGAGGUGCGAAGAACUGUCCGUUACAUCCUAAUCAAUUUUACAAUGUAGUAGUUAUUGUAAAAGAACAGAAUUCAAAUCUUGAGGACUCUUUUAAAUCACUCAUGCUUACAAAAUCUAUUAAUAUCGGUGAAGUUCCAUCAGUCCAUUAUAAGAUGUGGUUGAUUCUCAUAAUAUUACUUCUNUUUAUANUAGCUGCAGGUUAUUAUAUUUAUCAAAGAAAAAACAAGAAAUUGAAGAAACAAGUAUUUCUGAACGACGAGAUAGUUUUGUCGGAAAACAUCGAAAUUCACGAAUAUAAAUCAAAAUCUGUCAUAUCAAGUUCAAAGCAAGAUAUCACUUCUACUUUUGACAAACUUUCGAUUCCAUUUGAUAAACUUUCGACCAAAUCUUUAUCUCGGGCAACUACUCCGGAAGAAGUAUACAUUGACGUCGAGACUAUCGAUCGAGAGAAAACAUUGUCGGUAAAGGUUAAAGAGUUUGAGGAUUAUGUCAGAGAAGCAAUACAGUCAGGAUUGUUGGAAAAACAAUACGAGACAUUUCCGCGAGGACAAACUCGGUCGUGGACUUAUGGAAAAUUGUCGCAGAACAAAUCCAAAAAUCGACACGUCAAUCUCAUAGCCUAUGACGAAACACGAGUGAUACUAAAUAAACUUCCGGAUGACGAAUAUUCUGAUUACAUCAAUGCCAAUUACAUCACCGGAUACAAGAAGCCAAAACAUUAUAUAGCAACGCAAGGACCCAGACCUAACACAGUUAUUGAUUUCUGGCGUAUGAUUUGGCAAGAAAAUGUCCUUAUUAUUUGUAUGGUGGCAAAUGUGAUUGAAAAUGGAAAGACAAAAUGUGAGCAAUAUUGGCCGGACAUCGGCAAGAAAAAAAAGUACGGGGACGUCAUCGUGCUGAACUCAAAGCACAGUGUCUUUGCUGACUAUUGUUUCAGAACUUUUCAAGUUACUUGUGGAGAAGAAACUCGAAAGAUAGAACAUCUGCAUUACACGGCCUGGCCAGAUCACGGUGUGCCACUUUAUACACACUCCGUAGUUACGUAUUUGAAGAAACUCUUAGCGACACCACCUGGAAAUGGGCCUGUAGUCGUCCAUUGCAGCGCUGGUGUUGGAAGAACCGGAACCAUCAUUCUGUGCGACAUUUGUCUUCAUCGAGCGGCUGCCGAAGGGGUGGUCGAUGUGUUCGCUGACACAGCAUCUAUCAGAAACGAAAGAGCCAAUAUACUAGAUAACAAACAGCAAUACUUGUUAGCGCAUUUGGCAUUAGUGGAAUGUUUGCUUUCUAUACCGACCACGUUACCGUGUAACGAGACAUUACCUGCGCGAAUCAAAGAAUUGAAGGCUCAAUUACCAGCUCAACAGCAGAGAUUGCAAGACAUUGCAUGGCAGGAUGAAGCUUUGCGACCAGUCACAUCUCCGCCAUUCUUGUCGGAAUGUAAUCGUGCUAAAAACCGAUUUCCGGAACUGCUUUCAGAUAAGGUUAGCAGACUAUACUUGAAGAAAUAUCCGGCAUCAGACGACGACAGCGAUUAUCUGUCUGCUGUUUAUGUGGACGGAGUAAAACUUCAGAAUCAAUAUCUAGCCACACAGCUUCCCAUGCCGUCGACGAUUAGUGACUUUUGGCGAAUGGUCGCUGAGUUCAAAGUGGAACUUAUUCUUAUGCUACAGCCACCUGAUCCUCAGGAUCCGACAUGCUGCGCGAUUGUUCCUCGCGACGAGUUUAAGCCGACACCGUACUUGAACAUCACAACAAAACGCACUGUAGAACUAGAAUAUUACACGUCACAACAAUUACUUCUCAUUGACAAUUCCGAGAAACUCUCGAGAGAACAAUCAGUGACUAUCUUAUGUUUAACGGAAUGGAAACCUGGGAGAAAUCAACCACCGCCACCAGUCAUGACGAUGGUGUCAUUUUGGCAAACUGCGGAGAGAAUUGCAAGAAGCGAUGAACCAACAGUCAUACUUUGCCAGUAA